ACGGCCAACGACGCUCAGCAGGUAUUUAGAGGUUGGUAUCUAUAUUGGACUUGAUCUUGGAAAAUCAAAAACCAUAGGUAGCAAGAAUUAGGCGCACCACGAUAUCAUCACUUUUUCUUUACAAUUUUCACUCCUGCAUACCACUCAAUUCCAGAUAUAGCCUUUUCUCUUGGCGGGGGCGAUCUGAUAUAGUUCAGGCCUUCACUUUCCCCUCUCGAUUAGUCCAUAGAUUGCCCAAACCCUCAAUUGGCUCCGAGAUGGCUACCUCAAGCAAGUCAGACAGGCUGGCCAACGAUAACCCGCCCAGCGACUCAGAGUCAGACGACUCGAGAGAUGAGGAGGGAUGGAACGACGUUGAAGAAGACGAAGAAGAAACGCCCGAGGUCAUCUCACUGCUCGAUGAUCGUGUAUUUCCCGAUGUCAUCUCCAUGUUGGCGCAUUGCAAGGAAAAGCAUAACUUCGAUUUCUUAGCUGUGAGACAGAAACUACAACUCGAUUUCCACGGCUGCGUGAAACUUGUGAAUUUUAUUCGUCAACGAGUGCAUGAAGGCCUUCCGGUGAGCGAGAGCAUAUCACUCGCCGACAUCGACGACGAUGCAUACCUGAAGCCCGUGCUAGACGACGAUGCAGUGAUAAUUGGUCUUUUCGACCUACCAGAGCUGUCUGUCCCGGGCGCCAUUCAACCCGGCCAGGAUAGCGACAAUGCAGUGCUUGUCAAUGAUCUAUUGAAGCGCAACGCAGAACUCCAAGAGCAACUUGCCAGCGUCAUGCUGCAACAUGAGAAUUACCGGGCAGCAGUAUCCAAGACAUUAGAUGCACGCUGGGGCGAGACGGGGGCUGACGAUAACGCAAAGACAGCCGACGAUGCUGCCGGUAAGGGAAAGGGCAAGGAUAGUGCAGAUGAGAAGGAGGACGAGUCAAAGUACUACUGGGAGUCAUAUGCUGGGGUUGAUAUCCACGAGACGAUGCUCAAGGACACGGUGCGCACUGAUGCGUACCGCGAUUUCAUCUACAAUAACAAGCACCUAUUCGCAGGCAAGACAGUCCUCGACAUAGGAUGCGGUACAGGAAUUCUUAGCAUGUUCUGUGCCCGUGCUGGCGCAGCUCGGGUGAUAGCGGUGGAUGCCAGUGACAUCAUCCUCAAGGCGCGCGAGAAUAUAUACCGCGCAGGUCUCGCGGAUACCAUCACCACGCUCCAUGGCAAGAUGGAAGAAGUCACGCUACCAGUAGACCAAGUCGACAUCAUUGUGAGCGAGUGGAUGGGUUACUGUCUGCUGUUCGAGGCCAUGCUUCCAUCCGUUCUCUACGCGCGCGACAAGUAUUUGGCACCUGGCGGCCUCAUGGUCCCCUCGCACACCAACAUGUGGGUCGCGCCUGUGUCAGACCCUGUGUGGGUGUCCGAGAACGGCGAGACUUUCUGGGCAGAUGUCUAUGGCUUCGACAUGAGCGCCAUGGCGAAGGGUAUCUACGACGAGGCGCGCGUGCUGCAUUGGCCCGGGGAUAAAGUCUGCGGCACAUCGAGCGCGUUCAAGAUGCUCGACCUGUACACGACGACUGCCGCUGAUCUCUCCUUCACCGCGCCGUACGCCUCUAAACUUACCGAAGAUGUCGACGCCCUAGACGGAUUCCUGAUCUGGUUCGAUACGUUCUUCUCGCCCACGGCCCCUUUCUCAGGGCAGAACAAGGAGCCAGACAAACACAGUGUCCCAGACAACGCCGUAGCCACAGAGUGGAUCUUGGACAGUCACGGAAAACGGGACCAAGACCGCGUCGCCUUCACCACGGGGCCGUUUGGCGGGGCGGAGACGCACUGGAAGCAGGGACUGCUCCUCUGCGAUCCCCAUCUAGGCGAGAAGAAGGGGGAUGAGAAGAGCAAGGGAGAUAAUGCCAAUGCUGCAGAGACACAACAACAGCAGAAGAAGAACGGCGAGGAAGUACGUGGCGAGAUCACGUUCUCGGUGGCCGAGGACAACGCCCGAGCGCUCGUCAUCAAGGCGACGUGGGAUGCGGGAAGGACGCAGCAGAGCUGGGCACUGCGGUAGAUGAUAGGAUCGUUAUUCAUCACCACGACUAGAAAACCAGAGAUAGGCACUGAUAGCUCAGUGGUAGAGCAGUCGGCUGCAGUUCUCUCCCUCAGGGGAAUACAUCCGGCGGGUCCUCGGUUCAAUCCCGGGUCAGUGCUAUUGAUUUUGCUCCUCUUUCCUCUUCUACAGCUGAUAUAAAGAUUUUUACACAAUAGUCUAUAAAUCCUAAAUCGGUAUGAUAAAAUUACAUAGACUGUAGAUCAUUAUUAUAUUAAAUCGUCGUUGGGUAGUUGAGUAAAACCGAUCAUUUUAUCCUAUUCCACCUUUGAUGGCUCGUUUUAAAAGACUGACUUGUUGAAGUUACACAAAUAGUUGGUUUCAGGUUAUCCGGAAUGGUGUAGAUAAGACGAGCCAAUAUUAAUGAUCUAUAUCCGUAGGUAGGUAUUGUAACUUGUUGCAC
Messenger RNA from Xylaria bambusicola, 2484 nucleotides. RefSeq names its product S-adenosyl-L-methionine-dependent methyltransferase. The transcript is spliced from 5 exons. Gene Ontology annotation, cellular component: nucleus. The record is from RefSeq and is a predicted model, not a curated record. The coding region runs from base 258 to 2042 and encodes 594 amino acids. Gene Ontology annotation, biological process: peptidyl-arginine methylation. Gene Ontology annotation, molecular function: protein-arginine N-methyltransferase activity. Lineage: Eukaryota; Fungi; Ascomycota; Sordariomycetes; Xylariales; Xylariaceae.